Messenger RNA from Musa acuminata subsp. malaccensis (wild Malaysian banana), 1501 nucleotides. Lineage: Eukaryota; Viridiplantae; Streptophyta; Magnoliopsida; Zingiberales; Musaceae. The record is from RefSeq and is a predicted model, not a curated record.
UAAUGGUGUAGUAAUUUCCUCCCAUCUUUGCGUAGUACACAACGCAACCACCCCCUCCCUCUCCUCUUCCCAGUCACCCCUUCCGUUUCGUCGGUACAUCAUCAAGCCCUCUUUUCCCCAUCAUCGCCUCGUAUGCUCUAAACCCUCUAUUCCUCCCUCCCUCCCUCUUUGCUCCUCUCUUUACCUACCAUUGUCUCUCUCUCUCUCUCUCUUGCCCGGUCUCUUGAGCGAGUUGGUCAUAAGGGCAGGGAGGGACAGGGCGGUGGUAGGGAGGGAUGUCGGACGCGCUCAUCAACGGGUUGGCCGGCGCCGGUGGUGGGAUCAUCGCACAGCUCAUCACCUACCCCUUGCAAACCGUGAACACCCGUCAACAGACCGAGCGCGAUCCGUCCAAGUUCGCCGCAAGGGAUGGCGUCGUGCGGCAGAUGCUGGAGGUGGUGCAGCAAGAGGGAUGGGAGCGGCUCUAUGGUGGGCUUGCGCCGUCGGUGGUCGGCACGGCGGCUUCCCAGGGUGUUUAUUACUAUUUCUAUCAAAUAUUUAGGAACAGGGCAGAAAACGCUGCUCAAGAUCGCUGGAAGAAAGGCAUUGGUGAUGGAUCUGUAGGCAUGUUCCAGUCACUUGUUGUUGCUGCACUUGCAGGAUGUGUAAAUGUUUUACUGACAAAUCCUAUCUGGGUAGUAGUUACUCGUAUGCAGACUCACAAGAAGAAAAGUAACAGAUCACCUAAUCAUGUUCUACGAUCUCUUCCUGAUGAAGCAAUUCAGCUUGCAGUUGUUGAGCAUCAACCAUACAGAACUAGCCAUGUGGUUCAAGAACUCUAUGAUGAAGCUGGAUUUUGGGGCUUCUGGAAGGGUGUAAUUCCUACACUAAUAAUGGUUAGCAAUCCUUCUAUCCAGUUCAUGAUAUAUGAAACUCUUUUAAAAAAGAUCAAGAGAAAACGAUCUACAAACACCAAAGGUGCUGAAGGAUUAACUGCUCUUGAGAUUUUCCUUCUUGGAGCCGUUGCCAAACUUGGAGCUACUCUUGUUACAUAUCCCCUAUUAGUGGUGAAGGCAAGGCUGCAAGCAAAACAAGGACUUGAUGAUGAUAAGAGGCGUCAAUAUACAGGUACAUUUGAUGCCAUCACAAAAAUGAUGCGCUAUGAAGGUCUUUCAUGUUUCUAUAAAGGAAUGGGCACAAAAAUAGUCCAGAGCGUAUUUGCUGCAGCAGUUCUGUUUAUGGUGAAGGAGGAGCUGGUAAAAGCAACCCGGAUAUUGGUUACAGGAGAGCUUAGCAAUUCAAAGUUGAGACCACCUUAAUGGGCAUUCAUAUCUGGUUAUAUUUUCUAUUCGAUUGUCCUUAGCAGGCAUUGGAAACCAUUAGUUACACGAAUUGUAAUUACUAAACCAAUAAUUUAUGGUGCCUUAUUGUAGAAUAUGCACACAGAAAACAAAGCUAUACUUUGUGACUAUUUAGCUGGAGGACUAUAACACUGAAAUAAACAGCAUCCAAUAUUUUUUUC